AUGGAACAACCCAAGGGAUUUGUGGAUGUUGAUCACCCAAUUCAUUUUUGCAAACUCAACAAGGCUAUCUAUGACUUGAAGCAAGCACCACGCGCAUGGUUUGACAAGUUUAAAAGCUUCCUCAUUGCUCAAGGGUUCAUCAUAUCAAAGUCUGAUCAUUCUCUAUUCAUCUACUUCUUUGGCUCAGGUGUAUUGCUCCUCCUUAUUUAUGUUGAUGACAUCCUCCUCAUUGGUAGUUCUGAAUUCCUUCUGUCAUCUUUCUUUAAGAAACUGAGUACAGUCUUUUCUAUGAAAGACUUGGGUGACUUACACUACUUUCUGGGUAUUGAGGUCAAGCAUGAUUCUUCAACAAACUCACUGGUUCUUACACAAUCCAAGUAUACUGUGGAAUUACUUCAACGCACUGGAAUGAUUGACUGCAAGCCUUGUAAUACCCCUGUUGCAAAUGGUCUAAGAGCACCAGUUAAUGAUGGUGAACUGCUUUCAGAUCCAACUGAGUAUCGCAACAUUGUUGGAGCUCUACAAUAUCUCACCCUCACUCGCCCUGACAUUACCUUUGGCGUAAACUACACAUUUCAAUUCAUGCAUGCUCCAAGGACCACUCAUAUGCUUCUGGUCAAAAGGAUAUUGCGUUAUCUGAAAGCCUCACUUGGAUCUGGCAUAACCUUCUCAUCUGGUAACAUCACUUCACUCACUGGUUAUUCUGAUUCCGAUUGGGCUGGCUUCCCAGACACUCGGAAAUCAAUAGCUGGCUAUUGUGUAUUCCUUGGAAACUCUCUUAUCUCGUGGCAAUCCAAGAAGCAUCCAACAGUUUUAAAAUCCAGCAUAGAAGUAGAGUAUGAAGAUCUGACUCUCCUAGCUGUUGAAGUUAUGUGGCUCUCCACACUGCUAUCUGAACUUAAUGUUCCACUAGAAACACCAUAUACACUCUACUGUGACAUGAUGGAGCGAGAGCACUUGCAGCCAAUCCAGUAUUUCAUACUCGGACUAAACACACUGAGGUGGAUUACCAUUUUGUUCGUGAUCUGCUUGAAGCUGACUUCGUGUCCUUUGCCUACGUUCCUUCAUCGAAGCAGCUAG
This is a messenger RNA of Papaver somniferum (opium poppy), 1080 nucleotides long. RefSeq lists its product as uncharacterized. The record is from RefSeq and is a predicted model, not a curated record. NCBI's taxonomy places the organism in Eukaryota, Viridiplantae, Streptophyta, Magnoliopsida, Ranunculales, Papaveraceae. The transcript has a single exon. Bases 1 to 1080 code for a protein of 359 amino acids.